CUUGCUCCGACAUUUCAUGGAAAGUUUAGUUCUAUUAUUAUGUAUAAUAUUUGUGAAUUGUUAAAAGCAAGUUUAUAGCAAUGAAUAUUAGUUUUGGCAUUAAUAAUAGUAGAGUUUUCCAAAGCCUGUGAAAUAUUAUUUCUAUUAAAAAACGUUUAGAACACAACUGGGCGAAUGUGAUCAUCAAAACGAAGAGGAAUUUGACUCACCGUUAAAUGGGGAAUGGUUUAUUUCAACAAAAUAUGACACCUCUCGCAGAUAACAGGGACGUGGCUUGCUAUUUUGUAAAUAAAGUAACUCUUCUUAAAGGAAGGUAUAAGAGAAUAUUCUCGUUGGGGACGAAAGGCAUAACCACCUAUCACAACCAGUCAUUGGAGGUGACGAACAGAUGGCUGUAUUCGGACAUUGUGGGUUUGCGAGUUAUAAAGGAUUCGCCAGAGGCUGGCCAGUUCACGCUGCUCAUAAAAAAAGGCGAACGCAGCACGGAUUCAAUGAAGUUCUCCACGUUUCAUCGCCUCGAACUGUUCACUGAUGCCUUCAAAUUGUGCUCCAGUAUUGCCGAGAAGGGCGACAGUGUGAAAUUCAACGCGAUGAAGCAUCACUGGUCAGAUGUGCAGCUGCCUGUCUUGCUGGAGGUGACGGCUGUCUCACUCGAUCAGCUCGACACGGCCACCAAUCAGGUGCUGUCUUCCUACUGCUACAAGGACAUUCAUGCAAUACAAAAUGUCGAGGAUGUGGCUGGUGGAUUCGUCGUUAUAUCAAAGAAUUUCCAUAGAAUGCAUUUAUUUGCAUCAUUUGAUAGGAAUAUUAUCCACCAAAAAAUGAAGGAGAUGGCAGAAGUCAAUCUAGAACUAGAAAUUAAUUUCGUUGAGAGCAGAAUCACUCUGGACGAUUUCAGAGAGAGAAGACUUGGAAAAUACAGUGAUGAUGAGCACAUAACCUCAGUAUGCGAGUUCACCGUUCAUAAGAAGGUGAAGUAUCGGUCAGAAGGUCUGUUGGAACGCAAACUGUGCCUGAGCCAGUCGUGUCUGGUGGAGCGAGACCAUCAGUCUUACAACGUGGUCACUCUCAGGCCGUUGAAUAGCAUAACCGCCCUGAUCCGCGACCCAGACAAUCCACAACUUUUCACCAUAGAGUACAACGAUAACACAUCCCGUAGUUAUUUAGCAACCCAUAGGGAUUCCCUUUUAGCUACGCUUUUAGAUGGUGUGCGAGCUUCAAAAAAUCGAGAUGUGCAUGUGAAAAUGUGUGCUACCGAUCGGAGCAAGUUCAUUGUGCCAUUCGGACAGCAGCAAGAUGAAGAGAUAGAAUCUCUUCACUUGAAAUUAUUGAGAGGUCCCGGUGAUAAUAUCUCGUUUGGGGAAGCGAUGGAGCGAUUCAAUACAAAUGUACCUUAUAGUGGGCUGAAAUAUUCUGUCACUGCUGAAAGACGGUUUGCUGCCAACAAAGAGAAGCCUAUAAAUUUGACCCUUGAGUCAAUGAUAAAAAAAGACUGUGAUCCAGCAAACAUGUCUUUGCUAGAUUUGGAAGCAUUCUUUCAGGUUUUGCAUAGGCUAGUAGCAUCAAAAGUUGGAUUCAGUGCUUUCACCCAACUACAAAAUUUCAGACAGACGAUCGGAGUAAAGGUGGUGAAGUCACUGAAGCGAGACAACGAGGCGAUCACUCACGCGGCCAUCGACAUGGUGUGUGCUCUGAUGCAGCCCAUGCACGACGACUGUGACCUCAGGCAGGAGCAGCUCAACAAGUCGUCUCUGCUCUCCAACGAGGGCUUUCUCCAGAGUCUGCUCGACAUGUGGAUCGGACAUGUGAAUCGUGGAACAGGAGCCCUAGUUGUGACAGCGAUGCUUGAUUUCCUGACAUUUGCGCUGUGCGUGCCAUACAGCGAGACAACCGACGGCAAGCAGUUCGAUGUGCUGCUUGAAAUGGUUGCUAAAAAAGGCCGAGAUCUUUUCAAAUUGUUUGAGCACAAGUCGCUGACAAUUGUGAAAGGUGCGGGUCUGGUGAUGCGCGCAGUGAUCGAGGAGGGCAGCGAGGGUGUGGCCGCUCGGAUGCAGGAGUUGGCGCUGAGUGAGGGAGCUCUGCUGCGGCAUCUGCUGACGGCCCUUUUCACCGCUGACACCGAUCAGCGCAUGCUCGUCAACCGCCAGCUCAGCAGGCAUCUCGUCGGCCUCUGGGUCAGCGGCAACGAAACCGCAUUAAGUCUCUUGCAGAGGAUCAUGCCAUCUAGUCUCCUGGACUUUCUGAAUUUGGAUGAAGAGGUAUCGGACACCGUGUCGAUAGGAGAAGAUGCUCUCAACUUCAGGGAUAACUUGAAGCUAGCUCAAGAUCAAGCCAUCAGAGACAGGCAGAAUCCUCAUAUUGUUGCCGUUCAAAAGCAGAUAAAAAUACUGGAGAAACAAAUUGAGUCAACUCUGGAGCACUGGGGAAUGCCUUUCAAACUAGAAAGACCUGAUGAUACUCAUUCGAAAGCUCCAAUUGUUCUUCGUAAAAGAAGAGAAAGGAUCAAGAGUGUAGACAAUUGGAAAUUGUUCUACCAUCGAUUUUUCGAGGACCAUGCUCGCUCGAAUCUGAUAUGGGAUCAUAAGACACGGGAAGAGUUAAGAGAGGCGCUGAAAAAGGAAGUGAAAAUGUUUGUCAGCGACAGGGAAUUAUCUGGCAAUACUCUAAUAGCUUGGAACCAUGGAGAAUUUGAAGUCCAUUACAAUUGUUUAGCAGGUGAAGUUUUUAUCGACGGAUAUUACCUUCGAUUACUUCUUGAAGAAAAUUCUACUGAUUGUGUCAUUAAAAAUGUAAAUUAUUUCUUCAAUAGUUUGUAUCAUCGAUUCCUACUGACAAGACUAGAAAUGAGACCAAUGGUUUUGCAAGCAAUGGCGAUCGUCUAUGACAAAUAUUUCAAAGAAAUUGGUCCAUUUGGAGACACUAAGUACAUUGUUGGAAUGCUGGAAAGGUGUAUCGAUAGGAAAGAAAGAGACAGGUUUCUCCAGUUCCUCGACAAACUCAUGCAUGAUAAGAAAAAUGUGAAAGCCGUGAUAGAUGCGAAUGGAGUGCAAAUAUUUGUUGAUCUAAUGACGCUUGCUCAUCUGCACACUUCUAGGGCUGUAGCUCCUACUCAAACGAAUGUGAUAGAAGCUGGCAAAGACAUGGUGAGGGAAGCAGAAAAGGAGUGGUACUACGGAACUGGUGGUGAGAAGAAGGGACCUGUCUCAUUUCUAAAGAUGAAGGAGCUAUGGCAACGCGGUGAAAUCAAUGGGCAGACCAAGUGCUGGGCGCAGAAGAUGGAGAGGUGGAUGCCGCUGCAAGCCAUUCCUCAGCUGAAGUGGUGCCUGGCUGCCAAGAGUGAACCGGUCAUGAAUGAGAGCGAACUGGCUUCUCUCAUUCUAAGCAUGCUCAUCAAGAUGUGCGAGUUCUACAAAAGCAGAGACUCGAACGGAGCGGUGAUCUGGCCAAUGCCUCGCAUCAAGCGGGAGUUGUCUGACCCGAACUGCCUGCCGCACAUCGUGCAGCUGCUGCUCACCUUCGACCCGGUGCUCGUGGAGAAAGUGGCAACACUGUUGUGCCACAUUGCCGAGGACAACGCUCUCGUGUCCAAGCUCUACGACACGGGCGUCUUCUACUUCAUCAUGAUGUAUCGCGGCUCCAAUCUGCUGCCCAUCGCUCGCUUCCUCAAGCUGACACAUACCAAGCAGGCCUUCAAGUUGUCUGAUGAGGAUCAUUCUUCAGAGUUGAUGCAAAGGAGUGUGUUAGGUCAACUUCUUCCAGAGGCUAUGAUCUACUACCUGGAGAAUCAUGGCCCAAACCAAUUCACCAAGAUCUUCCUUGGAGAGUUCGAUACUCCAGAAGCUAUUUGGAACUCUGAAAUGAGACGAUUUUUGGCAGAGAAAAUAGCCUAUCACAUAGCUGAUUUCACUCCAAAGCUGCGUGGCAACAACAGGCUGACGUACAAUUACUGCAGCAUUCCAGUUGUUCGCUACCCUCAGCUUGAAAAUGAAUUCUUCUGCAACAUUUUCUACCUGCGGCAUCUCUGUGAUACUACUAAAUUUCCCAAUUGGCCUAUCGAACAUCCGGUUAACCUGCUGAAAGAUACGCUGGAAGCGUGGCAGGGCGAAGUGGAGAAGAAGCCGCCGGCCAUGUCGGUGGACGAGGCCUACGAGGCACUCGAACUGGAGCCGGGUCAGCACCACGAUCCAUCUGUUGUCAGGAAAGCCUACUACAAGCUCGCCCAGAAGUAUCAUCCCGAUAAAAAUCCUGGAGGAAGAGAUAAAUUUUUGCUGAUGAAAGCAUCAUACGAGUUCCUAUGCAGUCGCAGUUCCUUCUCGGGAAGCAAACCGGAUCCUAACAAUAUCGUUCUCAUUCUUAAAACACAGAGCAUCCUGUUCAGCAGAUAUUCUGAAGAUCUACAGCAGUAUAAGUAUGCUGGCUACAAACAGCUCAUAAAGACAAUUCAGCUGGAAACGGAUGACGACCAACUAUUCUCGAAAACAGCUCCGCUUUUGGUUGCUGCCACCGAAGUCACCUACCACACGGUCCGGUGCUCUGCUCUCAACGCUGAGGAACUAAACAGGGAAAAUGGAUUUGCAGUAUUGUUGGGCUCCUACUCGCGAUGCGUUUCGGUGCUGAGUCGCUCGUCGAAGCCCGACGAUAUUGCAGUGCAAGUCUGCUCGAAUUGCACCAAAACAUUCAGAGUCGCUGCUCAGUUCCCAGAAUGUAGGAACAGAUUCUUCGGAAUGCCGCAACUGAUUGCUGAUCUAGCAAGAAUACUUCAUUUCAAGAACCUACCAAAACUGUGUUUCGAAGCAGCUGAGUGCAUGAGCUGUUUGGCGGUCGAUACGAGGCUGCAGCAUGCACUGUUGCGUGCGGGUGUGCUCUGGCACCUGCUGGCUUUCCUCUUCAACUACGACUACACCCUGGAGGAGUGCGGUGUCGAAAGAUCAGAGGAGGCCAACAAUCAGGAGCUGGCCAAUAACUUGGCGAAAAUGUCGGUGAAAGCUUGCGCAAGAUUGGGUGGAUACCACAACACAGAUGAAUCUGAAAGUCCACGAAAUCCUGUCAUCCAGGAACUUUUCAACCGAUUGUUCACGCCAUACCUGGCUCAAAUGUUUGCUAAUGAACAACCAGAAGAAUUAUUGAAACUGCUGACAGUGAAUAGUGAAACGCCGUACCUGUUGUGGGACAACACGACCCGAGCCGAGCUGAAUGACUUCCUGGACGAGCGCCGCUCGAUGCAGCCGCACGAGGACUCGCUCGACCUCAUCUCGUUCGAGUUCUCCAACUACACCUCCGAGCUCAUCAUCGGAAACGUCUUCAUAAGACUCUACAACGAACAACCCACAUUUCCUAUACAGAAUGGCAAAGGUUUUGUUCUCGAUCUCCUUGAUUACAUCAAGGCGCACCAUCCAAAUCCAUCUCAAAACAAUCCCUCAAACCCUGAGGAAUUGUCCAGAAUGAUGAUGGCGCUUCAAGCACUCUACAACGUCAUCGAGAAUAAUCCGGGUCUUGAAAUGCAGUGCAUCGGCCACUUUGGCCUGCUGUUCCCCCUGCUGAGCCUGGACAGCGCCCGGCCCAUCCAGGCCAACGUGCUGAAUGUGCUGGCUCUGAUCACACGCAACCAGGAGUGCGUCAAGGACAUCGCCGCCUCCCAAAUGCUCGUGCACCUGCUGCUCGUCAUCUACUCCCUCGACGAGACGGCUCGGCGCACUGUGUCGCUCAACAUCCUCAGGCCGCUCACCACCUCCACCGCUAUUGUCAAAGAUCUCCUCGCCAAGGGUGGUUACAUCUACUUGCUGCACGUGGUGUGCAACGCGGAGGCCCACAGCGUGCGCGUGGAGGCGGCCGGCCUGCUGGGGCGCGUGUGCUGCGACAGUCUGUCAGGGCCACGCGUACGCCUGGCGCUGGCCAAGUUCCUGCCUGACGCCAUCUGCGACGCCCUGGAUGACGCGCCAAUCGACUCCAUCCGUCUGCUAGAGCUCGAUCAGGAGAACCCCGAGCUCGUCUGGGACACCGCCUCGCGCCGCCAUGUCUUUGAGACUGUUGCCGCGCUUGCCAGGAGACACUAUGAAAAUCAGAAGAUCAACCAUAAUGCUCAGCUGAAGUUACCUGACAAAGCGAUUCACAGCUUGGAGAAGAAAGAGAUAGUUGUGGGUGGCGUGUACAUUCGUCUGUUCAACAACAGCCCGGGCUGGGCACUGAGAAGGCCCAAAGACUUUCUAUCAGCGCUCCUUGACUUUGCCUUGCAGUUAAUGUCCAAGGAUCAGCUGAAUAUUGAGACAGUGGACAUGACAGUGACAGCGCUGGCUAACCUGCUGCAGGCUCAGCCUCAGUUGGCGGACGAAGUGCCCGCUCUCGGUCACAUUCCGCGCGUCUGCGCACAGAUCAAAGCCACACACUACCGCCCGCAGAUACCGCUCGCCAUUUUCCGCAUACUCUACCAUCUGGCCAAGAGCGAGGCCUGCAUUGAGAGUUUGGCGAGAACAGAUGUAUUGAAGCCCAUGAAGCUCACCAUGCAGAAACAUACUGAAGUUGUCGGUCUAGGCUGUGAAACAUUCGUUAGGCUUUUCUUAUCCAAGAAAGAUUCGCUGAUCGAACAGGCGCUGAACGCCGACCUCGUGCCGUACCUGCUGAGCAUGCUGGACAGCCGCCUGGAAGGUGCAGAGAACACGGCACGCUGCAAGGCGUUGAUUGUGAAGGCACUGCAGUCGAUCGCCAAGAGCCAGGAGCACGGCAAGGCAGUCACCAGCCUGCUCGAGCAGUCGCCCGUCUGGGCCUCCUAUCGCGACCAGAACCACGACCUCUUCAUAUCCAGUUCACCCUCCCAGAACUUCUUACAGGGUGUUCCCACUCGUGCUAAUUACCUGACACAGGGUGUUACAAAAACUAUGCCCAGUGUCCCACCAAUGAUGGGGCGAGACGACAGCAGAUGAGGAGGAUCUCCGUUUGCUUAAAACUUCGGUUUACAAUCAUUUUCGCUGAUCAAAACAACUAUCGCACUGGUGCUAAUUAACCAUGUGUUGUAGAUAUAGGUUAAUAGAGUUAUAUAUUUAUAUGUUAUGAAUAUUUUUAUUCCGAAGAGAUAAAGGCUGGUGUCAACUGUAGUGAUAGUCUUCAUUAUCUUUCUCUAAUGUAGAAAGUGAAGCACAUAGCAAGGUGGGUAUGAAAAGUCAUAAAUAUUAAUGCUACUCAACUCCCACCAUUCACAAUACUGUGAUCGACUUGAAAGAAUCGGGAUUUGUCAAAUUUAAAAAUUGCUAGUUUGUGAGAGACAGUAGUUUGAAUUACAUUAAUUACGUGUCAUUCUAUUUUAUAACAUAAUUUUUUCAUACUCAAUCUUAGAUUAUUAUCUCAAAUUCAUCCCAUGAUGAAUCAAUCAUUAAUCAUCUUCUUAUUGAUUUAGUUUCCCAUUUGCUAAAACUCAACUGUUUUAAAACUUGCCAUUGAUUAUUUUAAAUGUUUUAAACAUAAUCAUCGAAAAAGUAUACUUAUUAGAACAUAAUAUAACAUUAAAAUGUUACUGGUAAACUUACUCAUUCAUCAAUUAUUCCUUUUAAAUUAUUAUUCAUAUUUAUUACUGUAUAUUUUGUAAAAAUGUUAUAUAUUUUUAUACGGAGUGAUAGUUCCGUUAUAGAAAGUAUGCUAUGAUUAUUAUUAUUAUUAUUAUUAUUAGGUUUAUUGUACAACUACCGGUAUCAAUGGAGCAUGUAUAUAAAUCUAGUUGAAGUAUUGUAUAAUAAUAUUUGUUAUGUGUUAGUAAUGUUUCUAAGUAUUCACCAGCUCUUUUUUAAUGUAACUCAAUAAUGCAUUUAUAUGUACAAUUAAUGAAAAGCAAUAAUAUAAAGCUUCAUAAUUAUCGUAAUCAUGUAUGUUCUCUGGUUUUUCAUGAUGGUAAAAUAUGAAUUGUAUUUUAAAAAGUAUGCAAAUUUGUUUUAGUACAAUUUGUGCUUUUAGAAAGUAUCUAAUAUGUAUUUCAAAACCAAAUAUCUAUGACUCGAAACUUAUUUUGAUGAGUAUAGUGUAAUUAAGACACUGGGAAUAGUUGAGUGAAAGAAAUGCUUUUCAAUCCUAUUUAAUUUUCCUCAAUAUUUUUACAGAAAUCCAUAAAAUCACGUUCAUUAUUGACGCAUUAUAUAUGUGGGCUUUGUUAGUUUAUAGCUUAACGUUGUUGGCUCAAAAUCCGCCAAUGUUUCAUCUAUGAAUUUCUAGUCUUCCCGGAAACAUUUGAACAAAAUCUAAAAUUUCUAUCCAUAACUUCAGUUGAUUGUUGUUUCUAUUUACUUCCAAAUAAAUAACGUAUCUAGUCAUUUUAAUAUUGGUUUCUCCUUUUACUUACCUACAUGAACCAUCAAUGAUUUUUUCCGGAAUCUGUACAACAGGUUUUGAAUGAAAAGCAAUAAUAUAAAGCGCCUUAAUAACCUAAUAAUGUAUGUACUCUUGUGAUUCAUGAUCACGACUACAGUAAUUUAUUUGGAAAUAUUUUAUAUUUGAAGUUUCAUUGUGCAUGAUAUAAUUCUUCACUGUAUCUGAUUCCAAAUUAAAUAAAGACCUAGCAUUAUUUACUGCUAGUUUAAAGAGUGCCUUGCUUGUACUCCAUUAAUUAUUUAGCACGAAUCUGCUUUGUUAAUGAAAUUAUCAUCGAUUAUAAUGUAGGUUUUAUUUUCGUGAUCCAUUAUUAUUAUUUGUUUGUUUUUUUUCUACAUAAGAAAAUAUAAAUAUUUUCUACAGAAUUCAUUACUUGAUGUAUUGUGUAAAAAUAGCCCAUUUAAUAUUUUUGUAACUAAAAAAUAUUAUAUUUUUUAUGUAAUAAAGUACUGAAGUAUUGUAUUUUGUUUACAAGCUAAUUCAUGUUCUUCAGGCUGGAAAGUACGUAAACUGAAAACUGUAGUUCUGUAGUUAACAACGUUGAUGAUAGAUUAUUUAUUAUCACCUCUUCUCUGCGAACCUUCGGUUUGAACUAUUCUUAUUAAUAUUCUUAGUUAAUUGAGGUGUUUCUUCAGAAUUUCCAAGUAGAACGAUAUCAGAAGUGCCUUAUUUCCAAAAUAGGGGCAAUAUUUUUAAUCAAUACAAAUUGAAAAUAAAUUAGCUGUUAAAAUAAAUUAAAAUAAUGUAUAAUCAUCAUAGCAAAUCAUAUCAAAUAAAAGAUCUGGUUGAUAAUAAUAUUAUAAAAUAAGUAGCGCAAUGAUCCAUUUAUUCCUUGUUAUUCUAAUAAUAGAAUUGUACAGAUGAGCUAUACCGCAGUUUUCAAACACAUAAAUAAUCCAUUCAUAUUAGAAUGGAAAGUGUGAUAUUAGAACCAUUAUUUUCUACUUUUUAAAUUAUCAAUGUAUUUUGUUUUAAUUUAUUAAGUUAAAUUUGGCUGAUUCAAAUCAGACAAAAAUGUAUAGUAGAUUUAUUUACUCUUUAAUAUCGAUACCGUAUGCUAUAUUGCUUUCUCUGAACAAUAUUAUAUUAUUGAACUAGUUGAACUAACAGCUAAUGGGGAGGUGAACUAAGCAUGUCCUUGCUAGUCAGAGCCUCAAAUUAUUUUAUCAUGUAAUUCCUUGUUUAUUUUGUUUCACAGAUAUUUGAAAUGAUUAAUAAAAUCUAUUUAAAAAAAA
Molecule: messenger RNA, 9584 nt
Organism: Nilaparvata lugens (brown planthopper)
Lineage: Eukaryota; Metazoa; Arthropoda; Insecta; Hemiptera; Delphacidae
Gene: Rme-8
Product: dnaJ homolog subfamily C member 13
Exons: 38
Coding region: 216-6917 (2233 amino acids)
Biological process (GO): endosome organization; regulation of early endosome to late endosome transport; receptor-mediated endocytosis
Cellular component (GO): endosome membrane
Molecular function (GO): protein binding
Source: RefSeq, a predicted model, not a curated record